AUGGCUAAGACUGACAAAUCUGCAUUAAUGAGAAUAUUGGAGGAAAAGUGUACCAAUGUCCAAGUGACAAAGAUACCGCAAGGAGCAAUGUUGGAUGCCAUGGCCCAUAUUCAGUCAUUUCGAGACAUUCCUGAUACCUUUGGAAAAUUGUCUGAUCUUGUUUUGACACAAAUUGUUAAUAUGGGGAGCACAAAUGGGUGUUCCAGAUUAGAUUUCGUUGGCGACACAUAUCCACAAGGCAGCAUCAAAGACAUGGAAAGAGAGAGAAGAGCAGGCAAAGGGGCUGAAGUAAUUACGAUAUAUGGUCCAGAGCAGAAAACUCCCCGACAGUUUAAGAAAUUUUUAUCCGAUGGAAAGAACAAGGAAUCCCUGCUGGAAUUUUUUUUCCAGUCUUGGACUUCUGCACAACUUACAACCGACAUCACAAUUUAUGUAGCUCAUGGGAAGUUUUGUCACAAGUUGUCAUAG
Paramuricea clavata is the source of this 468-nucleotide messenger RNA. The record is from the annotation of a GenBank genome assembly. Lineage: Eukaryota; Metazoa; Cnidaria; Anthozoa; Malacalcyonacea; Plexauridae.